Messenger RNA from Siniperca chuatsi (mandarin fish), 2476 nucleotides. RefSeq names its product coiled-coil-helix-coiled-coil-helix domain containing 3a (gene chchd3a). Bases 175 to 1773 code for a protein of 532 amino acids. NCBI's taxonomy places the organism in Eukaryota, Metazoa, Chordata, Actinopteri, Centrarchiformes, Sinipercidae. The transcript is spliced from 9 exons. Gene Ontology annotation, cellular component: MICOS complex; mitochondrion. Gene Ontology annotation, biological process: inner mitochondrial membrane organization. The record is from RefSeq and is a predicted model, not a curated record.
CUUCAAGUACGUCAUGCUAAGGAAGUGAGGACGUGCCGAAACAGUGGCGUGUGGUCCCUAAGUAUACCUGGCUCUAACGCAAAUAAACUGUACCAAAAAAAAAAAACGAAAGUGGAUGUCAGUCUUCCUUAUUACAUUUAGAUAACUGACACUUUGACAACCUGCGGUCUGACAAUGGGAGCGAACAACAGUACUCGUCGCGUGUCAUUUGAGUCAGAUGAGAACGAGAAUAUAACUGUGGUGAAGGGCAUACGGCUUUCUGAGAAUGUCAUCAACCGCAUGAGGGAACCUGAAGUUCCUCCUAAACAUCAACACGCUCCCUCUCCGCCACCUUCCAUGGCGCCUACCCUCACUCCUUCUCCUCUCCCGUGGCCAGUGCCUUCCCCCUUUGACCCAAUCACCUCCUUGCCUCCUCCGCCUCCUCUUUUAGAACCUGUUGCACCUUCAGCUCCUCCUCCAACAGCUCCAUCUGCCACAGAGACUGUGGCUGCACCUCCACCACCUCCUCCUCAACCACCUACAGAACAGGUAGCUGCACCCACCAUAAUUGACAUGGUGCUCCCAUCCUCAUCACCCCCAGCUGCUGUUGAUGCUGUCGCUGCUCCUGCUUUUGAGCCUGUGGCGGCACCUCCUCCUCCUGCUCCUGCUAUUGUUGAGCCAGUAAUUUUGCCUACAUCUCUCCCCCCUCCUGCUCCCAUUGUUCCCCUAAUUCCUGUUCCCUGCGCUGCUCCUCCUCCCCCUGUAAUUGAACCAUCGCCUCCUCCCAUAAAUCAGUCUAUUGCUUCCUCUCCUCCAGUAAUUGAACCCAUUGCUGCUCCACAUGUGAUUGAACCCAUUGCUCCUUCAUCUGUAGCUGAACACAUACCACCUCCUCUUCCUGUCAAGAUUGAACCCAUCAUUGCUCCCCUUCUUCCCGAAUCGGAACCCCUCUCUUCCCCUCCUGUUUUCGAGCCUGUCACCAUCCUGCCACCACCCCUGCAUCCUUCAGGGGACGCUUUGCCCCCUCAGCCUGCUAAGCCAUUUGCUGCACCUCCCCUACCUGAGUUUACUGCUUCUUGUGAACCAGUUGCACCUCCUCCUCAGCCCCCAAUAUCUCCUGCUCCUGUCCUUGAGCCCGUGGUAGUGCCUGAGUCGAGUUCGGUCCCACCACCUCCUGGUGCAUCAGCCGUUGAUGAAGAGGACCUGAGGAAGAAGAUCACUGAUGAGCUGUAUAAAGGCUUGGAGCAGGAGAGGGCGAAGGCGGAGCAAGAGCUGCAAGCCUGGCUGGAAGCAGAGAAGGCCAGGGUAGCAGCCCAGGCUCAAUCUGAGGCCCAGUCCCAGAUCCAGGAUGACGUGUCCAGGAUCCUGUCUGUGGAGCGGGCCGUGGCCCAGGAGAGCCUCCAGCAGGCUGUAAUAAGAGAGAGGAUCGCCACAGAGGAUGAGAGGCGCCGCGCUCAACUCUUUGAAAUUGGACGGAAGGCCAAGCAGCUAGAGGCCAGAGAAGCAGACCUAAAGAAGCAGGAUGCUUUCUACAGAGAGCAGGUGGCCCGGCUGGAGGAGAGGAGUGCUCAGUUCUACAAGGUCACCACAGAGAACUACCACAAAGCUGCCGACCAAGUGAAUGCCAAGUUCAAGCGGUAUGAGAUGUAUCCUGUGUGUGCAGACUUGCAGGGCCAGAUCCUUGCAUGCUACAGAGAGAAUGUUGGAAAAACCCUUCACUGCUCCAACAUAGCAGCCCUUUACCUACAGUGUGUCAACAACAACAAACAGAACAAGUUGAGGGCCGGGAGUUAAGGAAGAGAGAGAAAGAAAAAGGGAGCAAUGAAGAGUUUAUGGUGGGAUUACUUAUUAUCGACCGACUGACAGACAGACCAAACUGGAGUGGAGGAAGUGAGGAAUGAGUCAGCACCAAGACACACACCCUCAAAACCCUGUGGUGAACCGAACCAAACCAGACUAGAUGCACCGAACACAGCAGCCUGAGAGAGAAAUAAGACGAGACGAGAUGUUUUCCCCAUGAUACUUAUCGCCUUCCCCACCUCUCUUACCUUUUGUCUAUCUCUCCUGUGAGUAUGUAGGGAGGCAGUGACACUGUCUGCUGUUUUGAAGAGACAGCAGGGACCAACAGGACCCAGCAGGUCUGAGCUUGACCCACUAGAAGGACAGUAAAAAUUAACUGGAACAACCUCUAGAAAGCAAGCCACCUCUGUCACAGGCCACUUGGACCCAUCCCCUCUCACUCCAGCACCGUUAGGAAAAUAAAAGUCUAUUUUUACGAAUAAAAGUCAGUCCUAUUUUGUUGUCCAUAAUUCACUGUUUUCCUGCUCCUAAUGCACUAUCCUGUACACAAAUACACAUGUACGCAUCUGUUUCCUCUUUGCAUCUGUUCUUGUGAGUUUGUGUUAUGUUAAUAAUGUCAUGAUCUGCAUGUUGAGUAUUCACCCAGACCAACACUUGUGACAAUGUCUGAUCAGAGGAAAUAAAAGACGAAACGAUG